Messenger RNA from Mangifera indica (mango), 1264 nucleotides. Its product is annotated as protein rough sheath 2 homolog. The record is from RefSeq and is a predicted model, not a curated record. The transcript has a single exon. Lineage: Eukaryota; Viridiplantae; Streptophyta; Magnoliopsida; Sapindales; Anacardiaceae. Bases 1 to 1206 code for a protein of 401 amino acids.
AUGGGCCUAGUGCUAACCCAUAAACUAGAUAGACUGAAUCGGAGCCAGCUCUGCCCGGCCCAACGCAUUGACGUGUCUAUGCAGAUCCAUAAGGAUCCCAAAGCCCCACCAGGAAACGAUAAUGAUGAAAUGGAGAGGCAACGCUGGCAACCAGAAGAAGACGCCAUUUUGAGAGCAUACGUGAAGCAAUACGGCCCAAAAGAAUGGAACCUCAUUUCUCAACGCAUGCCAAAGCCUCUCAAUCGAGACCCCAAAUCCUGUCUCAAGCGCUGCAAAAACUACCUCAAACCCGGCAUCAGAAAGGGCUCUUUAACCCCGGAAGAACAGUCGUUAGUCAUUUCUCUACAGGCUAAGUGCGGCAACAAGUGGAAAAAGAUUGCCGGUGAAGUCCCCGGAAGAACCGCCAAGAGACUUGGCAAGUGGUGGGAAGUUUUCAAGGAGAAGCAAUGGGAACAGUUGCAGAAACAGAGACGGGAUUAUUCGGAUGAAGAAGGGAAUAAUGUUGUUCGAGUAACUUCAGCGUCGGUUUCUUCGCCCGAAAAGGUUGCUCAGGGAAGGUACGAUCAUAUUUUAGAGACUUUUGCGGAGAAGUACGUUCAACCGAAGCUGUCAUUGCCGGAUCCUGAACCGAUUCUUUCACUUGGGUCGGGUCCUUCAUCAGCUUCCAGAAAUGUGCUUCCUUUAUGGAUGAAUAGUCAUAGUACUUGUUCAUCUUUAUCAUCUUCAGCUUCUUCCACAACCACAGCUUCUCCUUCUGUGAGUUUAUCUCUUUUUCCGUCUGAACCUCCUACUCUUGACCCGGUUGACAUGACCUGGUUCAUACCUGGUCAACAAAUGGGCACCUUGAUACAGUGGUGUAAGGAGGUUAAAGAAGGUGAACAAAGCCGGCUGCAACACAAGAAGGACGCAAAAUGGAGACUGAGUAGAUUGGAGCAGCAAUUGGAGUCAGAGAAAGCCAGGAAAAGAAGAGAAAAAACGGAGGAAGCCGAGGCAAAGAUUAGAUCUUUAAGAGAAGAAGAAAUGGCGUUUCUUGGAAAGCUGGAGAGUGAAUAUAGAGAACAGUCAACUAGUCUGCAGAGAGAUGCCGAAAGCAAAGAGGCAAAACUAAUGAAAGCUUGGUGUAAUAAACAUGUUAAACUGGUGACACUCAUUGAGCAGUUUGGUGUUCACAGUUGCCAUGGAAAUGGAUUCUGUAUCCCAAAUUAAAUUAAGGAUAUGCUCUAGCUAGCCAAAGCUAAUAACAACGAAAUAUUCUGAUGAUCAA